GGAAGAUGAGCGACUAGGGGAAUGCGUAUAUAGACACAACAUCUGUAGUGUAGUUCAGUUCUCGAGCCGGUCCGGCAGCAGUCUAACGGGAGACCUCGACUUACGAAUAGAACACGAGCUCGGGAGUUUGUCGUCAGCUGAGACACUGGUUUCCAGCCGCGAUGAGGGAUCUUACCCUGCUCCUUCUUCUGAGCCUGGGGACUCUUCUCUCCAUGGAGGCUGGCACCACUGCUUUGCCAGCGGACCGAGCGAGGCGGGGCCUCAUCGGGAACCUGCUACACGGCAACGCUGCCUCGCUGCUCGACCCUCUGGGUCUGCUGCACAACUCGCAAUCCGGCGCCAAGUCGGAGAGCGACAGCUUCAGCCUGGGUGGCAGCCUCGGCCUGCUGGGCAUCUCCGGGGGGCUGUCGCACUCGUCAUCCAGCGCGCAGGCCGGCAGCUCGGCGGGCGGUGGCGCCGGUAGCUCCAGCGGCAGCCAGGCCUCGUCCUCGGCCGGCUCGCAAGGCUUCGGUGGUGCCUCGUCACAGGCGCAGUCGCAGGCAGAGAGUGGAGCCGGUGGCCAGUUACGCCCGCCACACGGUGGUCAAUUCGGUGGAUUUGAGAGUGGCUUCAACAGUGGUUCUUCGGCACAGUCGCAAGCCAGUGGUGCCGGUGGCAUCCAGUUCGGUCAACACGGUGGUCAAUUCGGUGGACUUGAGAGUGGCUCCAACAGUGGUUCUUCGGCACAGUCGCAAGCCAGUGGUGCCAGUGGUGUCCAGUUUGGUCAAAAUGGUGGUCAAUUCGGUGGACCUGAGAGUGGCUCCAAUAGCGGUUCUUCAGCCCAGUCACAAGCCGGUGCCGGUGGCACUCAGUUCGGCCAACAUGGUGGCCAGUUCGGGCGGCUAGAAAGUGGUUCUAACAGUGGUUCCUCGGCACAUUCACAAGCUGGUGGUUCCGGUGGUAUUCAUUUCGGUGGGCCUGGUCCCGUAGCGCUUGGUCAUCUGGAUGGUCCAGCAGACGUCAUAGUCUUUGAAGUACCUCAUCAACCGCCACCACCACCACCGCGACCAGCGUACGAUGGCCCCAUUUUCGAAGGACCUCUACCUCCUCCUCCUCCGCCACCACAGCCUGCGUAUGGUAGUCCGAGCUUCGGGAGGCCACAACCUCCAUCGUUCGGCGGCAGUGGGCAGUUCGGGAGCAACUCGCAGAGCGAGUCCUCUUCAGGUUCCCAGUCGGGUGGCAGCUGGGGUGGCGGCUCACAGAGUGGCUCCAAGAGCGAGUCCUCUUCAGGUUCCCAGUCGGGUGGCGGCUGGGGUGGAGGCUCACAAAGUGGCUCCAAGAGCGAGUCCUCUUCAGGUUCCCAGUCGGGUGGUGGCUGGGGUGGCGGCUCACAGAGUGGCUCCAAGAGCGAGUCCUCUUCAGGUUCCCAGUCGGGUGGCGGCUGGGGUGGCGGAUCACAGAGUGGGUCCCAGAGCGAGUCCUCUUCAGGUUCUCAGUCGGGCGGCGGCUGGGAUGGCGGCUCACAGAGUGGGUCCCAGAGCCAGUCUUUAUCCCAUUCUGAGGGUCGGGGCUUUGGUGGGUCAUCGAGCAACUCGCAGAGUGGGUCGUCUUCUUCCUCAUUCGGCGGAGAAGGUUUCGGGAAGUAGGGCUCGUCCAGCGAGUCUCAGAGUCAGUCCUCUUCGUCAUCGUUCGGGGGGUUCGGCCAGUCGGGGGCGAAGAGCCAGUCUAGCUCGAAGUCCGACAGUCACAGCCUGGUGAUCGGGAAGUGACAUGUGUAAAGACAUUACUCAAACACUUAGAAUACCUACGUGAUGUUUACAGUGCAGGAAUGUGUGUCGUAUAGUCCAGUGAGCUUAUGGGCUUUCAAUUCACUUUUAUAAUAUUUAUAAAAGUCUUAAUUUACAAUCUUUUAGACAAUUUAUUUAAGUUAAAAUUUGUAUUAAAAUUACUUAAUUUGUAAACAAGUAUUAUUAAAUAUUUUAUAUAAUGGUUGCACUCGGGAGCUUUCAUGUACUCUGUUUUUUUAUUUGUUUGUGCUGUUAUUUUUCAUACUCUUGUAUUUUUUUUUAAAAAUUAUUUAAUUAUAGUAGUUCAAUUUAA
This is a messenger RNA of Bacillus rossius redtenbacheri, 2079 nucleotides long. RefSeq names its product keratin, type I cytoskeletal 9-like. The record is from RefSeq and is a predicted model, not a curated record. The transcript is spliced from 2 exons. Bases 162 to 1625 code for a protein of 487 amino acids. Lineage: Eukaryota; Metazoa; Arthropoda; Insecta; Phasmatodea; Bacillidae.